CCCCACCACCCCAAAAUCCAUCUCCUCUGCUUCCCACCCUCACCAUACCGCCUGGGUGUCAUCUUGGGUGUUUCAUUUAGCUUCCACCAGAACUGACGCUCUUGUUUCGCAGCUGUAUCCUCGUUUUUUCUCCCAUCGUCGCCUAAAAUCAACAUGCCACCAUCUUCAGUCCCACAGGCGCCUCACAAGGAUGAUUUGGACGAAACAUGGUCGUUCCUGGAGAGGGGUGUCGACAGUGUGAUGUUGAAAUUGGAGGAGGGGGUGGACAUGAAGACUUACAUGGCCUUGUAUACCGCGGUUCACAAUUUUUGCACAUCUCAAAAAGCUGUCGGUAAUGGCCAUGGAUUACAAGCACAUCGCGGUGCACAUCUGCUAGGAGAGGAGCUAUACAAGUUGCUCGGAGAGUAUCUGUCGCGCCAUCUCGACGCGGUGCAUCAGGAGUCCAAGGGUCACACCGAGGAGGCCCUGCUUGGAUUCUAUAUUCGCGAAUGGACCCGUUACACGACAGCCGCCAAGUACAUCAACCAUCUUUUCGGUUACCUCAAUCGGCAUUGGGUCAAGCGGGAGAUCGACGAGGGUAAAAAGAACGUGUAUGAUGUGUAUACUUUGCACCUCGUAAAGUGGAAGGAUGACUUCUUCAUGAAGGUCCAUGAGAAGGUUAUGGACGCUGUUUUGAACCUUGUCGAGAAGCAGCGAAAUGGUGAAACCAUCGAGCAGUCGCAGAUCAAGAGCAUUGUCGACUCCUUUGUUUCCCUCGGAUUGGACGAAAGCGACAGCUCCAAAUCGACGCUUGAAGUGUACCGGUUAUUCUUCGAGAAGCCCUUCAUCGCAGCUACCAAAGUCUACUACGAAAAUGAAUCGCGCCAAUUUGUGGCAGAGAACAGUGUGGUGGAAUACAUGAAAAAGGCGGAGGCCCGCUUGGAAGAAGAAAAGGCUCGUGUGGGCUUGUACUUGCACCCGGAUAUUUCCAAACAUCUAACCGACACAUGCUUGGAAGUCCUUGUUACGGCCCAUUCAGAACUUUUGCGCGAUGAAUUCCAGGUUCUCCUAGACAAUGAACGGCAAGAGGAUCUUGCUCGGAUGUACCGGCUUUUGUCUCGCAUUAAAGAUGGCUUGGACCCCCUACGGACGAAAUUCGAGACCCAUGUCAGGAAAGCAGGUUUGGCAGCAGUCGAGAAGGUCGCAGCAGAAGGCCAAACAUUUGAACCCAAGAUGUAUGUGGAUGCUUUGUUGCAGGUACAUACAAGGUACCAAAGCCUGGUAAACGAGGCCUUCAAUGGUGAAUCUGAAUUUGUGCGCUCCUUGGACAAUGCUUGCCGUGAGUUCGUCAACCGCAACAAGAUCUGCGCGUCGAGUUCAACGAAAUCACCAGAGCUACUGGCUAAAUAUACCGAUUCGCUGUUGAAGAAGGGGUCCAAGGCUGCCGAGGAGUCCGAAUUGGAAGAGAUGCUGGUCCAGAUCAUGACAGUUUUCAAAUAUAUUGAAGACAAAGAUGUUUUCCAGAAGUUCUACUCGAAGAUGCUUGCCAAACGACUGGUGCAUGUGAGUUCCGUAUCUGAUGAUGCGGAGACGAGCAUGAUUAGCAAGCUCAAGGAGGCCUGUGGUUUUGAGUACACCAACAAAUUGCAGCGCAUGUUCCAGGAUAUUCAGAUCUCAAAAGAUCUCAACGCAAGCUACAAGGAUUGGCAAGACAAGGUUCUAGAUGACGAUGAUCGAAAGAGGCUGGUAGAUGCACACUUCCAGAUCCUGGGAACUGGAUUCUGGCCCCUUCAGGCUCCGUCGACGGAUUUCCUUGCACCGCCGGAAAUUCUUAAGACAUCCGAGCGAUUCCAAAAGUUCUAUUUCGACAAACACAAUGGUCGGAAGUUGACAUGGCUUUGGCAGCUUUGCAAAGGUGAAAUUAAAGCCAACUACAUCAAAAACACCAAGGUCCCUUAUACUUUCCAGGUGUCGACCUUCCAGAUGGGCGUUCUUCUCCUGUUCAACGAACACGAUACUCUAACAUACGAGGACAUUCAAAAAGCUACAAAUCUUGCUCCUGAAAUUCUUGAACCAAAUUUAGGCAUCCUCCUUAAGGCAAAGGUGCUCGUCAUCAGUCCUGAUGGAUCCAAGCCGGAACCUGGAACCUCAUUCACUUUGAACUACAACUUCAAAAACAAAAAGGUUAAGGUCAAUCUAAAUAUUCAGAUCAAGUCGGAACAAAAGGUGGAGUCGGAUGAUACACACAAGACUAUAGAGGAGGAUCGUAAGCUACUGCUUCAGUCUGCCAUCGUUCGAAUCAUGAAGUCGCGCAAGAAGAUGAAGCACGUCCAACUUGUUCAGGAAGUGAUCCAACAAGUCAAAUCCCGUUUCCCACCUAAAGUACCCGACAUCAAGAAGAACAUCGAAGCUCUCAUGGAAAAGGAUUAUAUAGAGCGCUUGGAUGGUGAUGAGAUCGCUUAUAUUGCAUAAUGUCUAGAAAUUCCCUUUAUUGCCCCCUUUCCCAGUUGCCUUAUGUUAGCGCCGGUAUUUCUCACUGGUU
This is a messenger RNA of Aspergillus alliaceus, 2521 nucleotides long. It is a transcript of the gene culA, whose product is annotated as cullin culA. Gene Ontology annotation, cellular component: SCF ubiquitin ligase complex. Gene Ontology annotation, molecular function: ubiquitin protein ligase binding. The transcript is spliced from 6 exons. Lineage: Eukaryota; Fungi; Ascomycota; Eurotiomycetes; Eurotiales; Aspergillaceae. Gene Ontology annotation, biological process: SCF-dependent proteasomal ubiquitin-dependent protein catabolic process; protein ubiquitination. Bases 154 to 2451 code for a protein of 765 amino acids. The record is from RefSeq and is a predicted model, not a curated record.